CAUGAACUCUUCUACAAUUCAUAAUGGAUCAGAUACAUACUACUCAAAACUGGAGGAGAGAAUUGCACUUCUUAUCUACAGUUAUAUUGCUCCAAUAACAUUAGCCUGCUUAGCUAUCAUUGCAAUUGGUGGUAACAGUUUAGUAAUUUGUGUCAUUCUCUCGCAAUCUGCACUUCGGACCUUAAUAAACUUUCUAUUGUUAAAUCUAGCCUUGGCUGAUCUACUCUUUGCACUAACAGUAAUACCUGGGAAAAUUAUAAAAUAUUUAACGGUUUUAGAUAACAGUUUGCAAAUGGGUAACGCUGUUUGUAAAAUCUAUACUUAUCUUACAUAUACAAUAACAGAUAUUACAAUAACAUUGUUAAUAGCUAUAUCUUUUCUACGAUUGGCUAUAGUCGUCUAUACGACUCAGACAGCAAAAUACAGAAGCUUUAAAAAUAUCUCUAAAUUGACGGCCUGCAUUUGGGUACUAAUUUCGGCUUUACAUACUCCACUGGUAGCAGUUGCUACCGUUAAAAGCAAAGGGAACAAGUAUGCUGGAAUAGUAUAUUGUGGAAUCGACGAUGAAUAUAUCAAUUCAGUGUUACUAAGCUUGAGCAUAGGUGGUUACUUCGUACCUGCUUUUUUAAUUACAGUAGUAUAUGCUCUGAUAGCCUACCACUUAAAAAAUGAAACAAAUGAUAAUACUAUAGACGCUGCAAAAGAGAGGACAAGAAGAGCUUUGAAGAUGAUGGUCGUGGUUGUUUUGGUGUUUUUAUUAUCUUGGUUGCCGACGCAUUUAAACACAAUAUUAUCUAUGAAGCAAAUAUAUUUAAAAAGCGUAUGGUUCGAACUGCUACGAUUACUCUGCGAUAUAUUGGCUUAUGGAAACUCAUGCGUUAAUCCGUUCAUCUACAAUUUUAUGUCAUCUGAGUUUAAAACAGCUUUUCGUAAUGUUGUCUGCUGUCGUUGCAGAAAUAAUAAUAACAGUAGGCCUUCAACAAGAACAGAAAAUAUCCAAAUGAGUCCCAUAAACAAUGAAAGAUUCUUAGACGAUAUGGAAAAAGAAUGCCUUAACUUAGCAGAAACUGCAGUUGUUUAG
Messenger RNA from Dimorphilus gyrociliatus, 1081 nucleotides. Lineage: Eukaryota; Metazoa; Annelida; Polychaeta; Dinophilidae. The record is from the annotation of a GenBank genome assembly.